AUGAUUUACAACGCUCGUUCGUCACUCGGUGCCAUUGCGCUCGCACCUCUCGUUUCGGCUGCAGUCCUUGACCUGCCCAUCACAUUCAGGAACACAUACGCUAUAGUCGAUGUAGCAAUAGGGACACCCGCCAAGACCCACUCCUUGAUGUUCGACACUGGCAGUGCCACCGCGUGGAUUGUCGACGCCGAGUGUGCUGAGGAUUGUAACAAUGACAGCGGAUGGUCACGAGAUGGGUACAACCGGAACGAAUCGUCAAGCUCAUCCGAGCUCGGCACAUACGCCGAGAUCUCCUACCUCGGCGGUGUCACCUCUGGCCCGGGCGUGGCAGACACCUUCUCCCUGGGCGACGCAAAAUGGUCGCAGUCCUUCAUGGAUGCCAACGAGAGCUCAUGGACCGUUUUGCCCGCUGAUGGCUUCCUCGGGCUGGCCUUCUCCACCAUCACCGAUGCCGGGACUAAGACCAUGGUUGAGACCAUGAUGCAGGCCCACCUGCUAGACGAGCCCCGAUUCAGCAUCUACUACGGCACAGAACUCAACGACACCGGCAAUGCGGCUGGCAAGGGCGUGCUGACUAUUGGAGGCUCGGAGGAGGAGAAGUACGUCGAUGGCGACUUGACGUGGGUCCCGCUGCAGAGGAUCAAUGGCGAGUACGAGGUGUGGCGAUCAACGCUGCGCAUUUUAACCGGCAGCGAGGGUAUCAGUGGGAACGGCUCGUCGACAGACACGCAGUUCUACCCCGACGACGCAUGGGGCGUCUUCGACAGCGGCGCCGGCACCAUCACCGUGCCGCCGCUGCAAGUCGACGCCCUCUACCAGUCCAUCGGGAUGAACUACACGGCGAUCCUCAACGGCGACCACAUCCCGCUCUGCACCGAGUUCAACUCGUCCUGGUCCGUGUCUUUCACGUUUGGCGACGAUGACGCGAGUGCCAGCACUGUGACCAUUACCGGAGACCAGUUAGCGCGUCCUGGGUUUGCCUACCGUGACGAUGCGUGCAACCCGCCGUUCGACGGUGGCCACACCGAUGGCUUCUUUCUCUUUGGAACGGCCCUGUUGAAUCAGUUCUAUACCGUGUUCGACUUUGGAGCCGAGAACGUCGAGGACUACGAGCCGCGCGUCGGAUUCGGGCAGCUGAAGGAGGACACUUUUGAGCUCACACAGCUUUUAGGUCAGGACUGCGAAAAGUAG
Molecule: messenger RNA, 1191 nt
Organism: Anthostomella pinea
Lineage: Eukaryota; Fungi; Ascomycota; Sordariomycetes; Xylariales; Xylariaceae
Source: the annotation of a GenBank genome assembly